AUGAAUAUCGACGAGCCAGAUAAACGCCUCCCCUCGUUGGCUCCGGGUCCCAGUGGGCCCGUGAAGCAUCCAUCCGUGCCUUUGACCAAGCCAAGGAAAAACUCCACCGCAUGCUUACCAUGCAAGCAAGCAAAGAGGAAGUGCACCGGCCGCCCAUCGCCUUGCAAAGCAUGCCAAAACACAGACGCGGAGUGCAUCUUCGAUGAGACCCUAGAUCUGAGACGCAAGGUUGCCGCUAGACGCACACUCGGCGAGCUGGAGCAUUAUCGGAGUUUGCUCUACUCUUUAGUCGACUCACUCCGUUCGACAGACGAAGACAGAGUUCACCAUAUCCUGGAGACCAUCCGUGAUAGCUCUUCACUGGACCCAAUUGCGGUAGCGAUAGACGCACCGAACAUCGAUGGCCAUGACACAUCCGCCGACGAGUGGAAGAGUAAGACUGGUGGCGACGAUACUACUGUCCAGCCAGAGCGUCUGUCGGGUGACGCUCAUUCGAGGAUAACACUGGAAAAACUCUGCGACAUUCCCCUGUUCCAGGUAUCUGCUAAGCCCUGGGUCACGGUCACGAAUGAUGAUCACCUGGUCUCCCAUCUAAUCUCGUUAUACUUUACCUGGGACCAUCCCAUGCUGCAGAUCGUCGACCAAAGCAUAUUUCUGGACCACAUGAGGAGAAAUGAUACGGGGUCUAGUUUCUGCAGCCCGCUUCUUGUGAACAGCAUUCUUGCAGUGGCAAGUGCAGUAUGUCUGAUGAGCUAUGCGUUCUAUUGUCAGGGAAAGAGACAAGCUAGCUGGAUGAUGCUGCGGCAGGCCGUUCAACUCGCUCAAGACUUUGGAAUGUUUGAAGCACCAAGGACACAACAUCACGAGUGGAAAAAGAUGAAUGCUCAGAUGCAAUAUGUGGCAUCUAUAACUGCCCACAGCAUCUUCAUAUUGAAUUCGCAAAUGGCUCUAAUAUGCCGUAGAGCUGCGAACCUUCAGCGUCCCAGAUUCAUGCUAGUCUUGGAUAACCAUCUUGAUGACAUCGCCUGGGCUCCAUAUCCCCAUUCGAACAAGAUUGAAUAUGGCAGAAAGUCAGCCCUGCUUCGUUACGUGAUGGCGGCUCUGGAGUCUUUGACUGCGAUAGUGGUAGAAAUCCAGGAUCUUUUAUAUAGUAAGGCGCUGUUUCUCAAUAUUGAUGAAGCGUGGGUGCUGGUCAGUCCGCUCUAUUCGCGCCUAGAUCAAUGGCCGGAAAGCCUGCCUACUAUCCUGCGACUAGACGAGGGACCAAUGCCGCAGACUUUGCUUGUGCAAUAUUACCACGCUAUCAUUUCACUGUCGGAUUUCCUCCUUGACCGCGGAGAUGUGGAGUCGGCGCCCAACUCAACCCUGCCUCGACAAAUGAGGCUCAUCCAAGUCCGUUCGGCGAAACAAAUUGCACGAUGUUUACGCAUGCACCGAGAAUUGUAUGGGCUGCGGCAAUUUUCUGGACAGGUGCUCGAACCCAUCUGUAGCAGCGCUUCUGUUUUGAUGGGAGCUUUGGGCGAUGAUGGGAUCGAAGGCGCGUUUGUGGAGGUGUGUCGGUGUCUAGUUGCAUUCAGCAAGCGGUUUUCGAUCGCAAAAGCUAUGAUUCACGAGAUCGAGUCUACGGGCUCGGCGCUCUGGAAUUCGCUUGCCGCCCGAAGCUAUUGCAGUGUUGGAUCACAGGGAGCUGGCCUCCUCACAGUGGCUUUAAUUCGAAAGAUUCCAUCAGUUCUAUUGGUUGACGCUCUCCGUUCUCUUGGCGAUAAUAUCGGCCUGAGGUCGAAUAGGAGGAACGCACUAUAUCGGAGCCAGCGAGGUGGAGGUGGAGACGCAUUCAUUGAAUGA
Molecule: messenger RNA, 1845 nt
Organism: Aspergillus terreus NIH2624
Lineage: Eukaryota; Fungi; Ascomycota; Eurotiomycetes; Eurotiales; Aspergillaceae
Product: putative C6 transcription factor
Exons: 6
Coding region: 1-1845 (614 amino acids)
Biological process (GO): regulation of DNA-templated transcription
Molecular function (GO): zinc ion binding; DNA-binding transcription factor activity, RNA polymerase II-specific
Source: RefSeq, a predicted model, not a curated record